Portunus trituberculatus (swimming crab) is the source of this 6028-nucleotide messenger RNA. Its product is annotated as mediator of DNA damage checkpoint protein 1-like. NCBI's taxonomy places the organism in Eukaryota, Metazoa, Arthropoda, Malacostraca, Decapoda, Portunidae. Gene Ontology annotation, molecular function: protein binding. Bases 293 to 5779 code for a protein of 1828 amino acids. The transcript has 12 exons. The record is from RefSeq and is a predicted model, not a curated record. Gene Ontology annotation, cellular component: nucleus. Gene Ontology annotation, biological process: positive regulation of transcription initiation by RNA polymerase II.
GGGGGUGGGUGGCAAGGCCCAUCCUCUUCCUUUGUUGUAAUUAUUUAUUAAUUCAACAAUAUUUUAUGUAUCAAUCAAUCAAAACUUACACCGUCUUUGAAGCGAUCUCGAACCUCGUUAACAUCAAGAUCAAGAUCAAGAUUAGUAUUAUCGCCCGCCAAAAUACUUGCUAAGACAAUAUUCUGGGUAUUUUUUAAGUGAUACAAGCUUCAUUCACUUAUCUCCAGCCUUAAAGAGGGUGAAAUUGAACAACGUCAGCUGGUGGUGAGGUUGAACACAACUGCCCUGAUCAAUGGAUAACACACAGCAGCUGGACUGCACACAGGCACUGCUGUGUGACCAGGAUGAGGAAGAGGAGGUAGACGAGACACACCACUUGUUAGCCUGGUUAGAAGUUAAUGGAAAUCAGCAUGAAAUCUUUAGUGGGAAGAACAUAAUUGGACGAGACCCAGAUAGAUGCAAAAUAUUAAUUCCCAGCAAGGUCCUGUCUAAGCAGCAUGCAGUAGUGGAGGUAAGGGCAGGCACUCACACCCUUGCUGACUUGGGCAGCUGCAAUAAGACAAGGUUGGGAAAGAUGGUACUGCGACCCCAUGUCCAAUAUGCACUGCAGGGUGGUGAGAAGAUCAAGUUUGGCAAUGUGAUGGCCACUUACACUAUUAUACCAGAGAAGUGUGAUGACAGUGGCUCAGAAACAGGCUCGGAGUCAAUGCUUCCCACAAUGGAAGAUGAAGAAGAAAGGUCACACUCCCCUAUCCUUUCUCCCAGGCUUCAUUAUUCAGGCUCUCAAGAUGCAGUGAAGACUGGCAGUGAUGCCAAGCCAGUGACAUCAGUGUUUUCCAAGAACAGCAAAACACCUCAGGCCAAAGAGAUACCCUCCCUCCUCCAGGACACAUCCCUCCCUCACCUUACAGAUUCUCUCUUGCAGUCAAGCAAUGUUGGGAGUAGUGUUGCUGAUGCUACUCAUUCACCUGCAAAGAAGACUCCUUCACCUUCAUGCACUCACAGAACUGAUUUGGAGGAGUACAAUAGUGAUGCAAGUACAGAUGUAGAAGACAAUGCUUCAGCUCAGUUUGAUCAGAAUUUAUCUGAAAAACCAGCACUUACCUCCCCCAUGGCUCCCAUACCAGAAACACCACCACAAUCGUCACACAAGAUAAUCAUAGGAGACACUCCAGGGUGUUUCUCUCCCAACAUAUCCAUACCAGAGACACCAGUAGUUUCCUAUCCCAGUCCAUCAAAAAUAGAUACCUCUCUGUGUUCCUUGUCCAUCACAUCUAUACCAGAAACACAGGAUUGCUUGUCUCCUAGUACAAGUUUAUAUGAUACAUCAGUACAUCCCUCCUCGAUAAUCACAGAUGCUCCAGCAGGAACACAAGAAAGCAAUCACGCUAGGCAAGGACCUGAAAUUGAGUGCUCAGUGUUCAAGAAGCCUCUUGCAAUAUCAACAAUUAAAACAUCUUGGUCUCCAAAUACACCUGUGAGAGUUGCUUCUUCACCAGAGUCUUCAGGUGUCACCAAGUCCUCUGAGUCUGUGUCAACAAGGCUAUUUUCUGGCAGCAAUUCAGAUGUGGAUCUUGAUGCUCCAACACAAGUAUUUUUGGGCAGUACGUCAAGUGACAUUGAUCUUGAUGCCCCAACUCAAGUGUUCACUGGUGACACAAGUGUUGAUCUUGAUGCCCCAACACAAGUUUUUACUGGUGACACAAAUGUUGAUCUUGAUGCCCCAACACAAGUUUUUACUGGUGACACAAGCAUUGAUCUUGAUGCCCCAACUCAAGUUUUUACUGGUGACAAAAAUGUUGAUCUUGAUGCAGCAACGCAAGUUUUUACUGCUGACAAAAAUAUUGAUCUUGAUGCACCAACUAAAGUUUUCACUGGUGACACAAAUGUUGAUCUUGAUACUCCAACACAAGUUUUUACUGGUGACACAAGCAUUAUUGACCUUGAUGCCCCAACUCAAGUUUUUACUGGUGACAAAAAUGUUGAUCUUGAUGUCCCAACUCAAGUCUUUACUGGUGACAAAAAUAUUGAUCUUGAUGCACCAACUCAAGUUUUCACUGGUGACACAAAUGUUGAUCUUGAUGUACAAACUCAGGUGUUUAAUAGUGGUACUUCUAGCAAUAUUAACCUUCAUGCCCCAACACAGGAGUUUACCAGUGAGACAUCGGGGAGUGUAGAAUGCGAUGCCUCAAAACAGGUGUUUACCAGUGAUACACCAGGGAACAUAGACCAUGAUGCCCCAACACAGGUAUUCACCAGUGAUCCACCAGAGGACAUAAACUCUGAUACCCCAACACAGGUGUUCACCAGUAAUGCAGCAGAAGGCACAGACACCAAACCCCCAACACAGGCAUUUACCAGUGAUGCACCAGAGAACAUAGACCUUGAUGCCCCAACACAGGUGUUCACCAGUGAUCCACCAGAGGACAUAAACUCUGAUACCCCAAUGCAGGUGUUCAUCAGUGAUGCAACAGAGGUCACAGACCCUGAUGCCCCAACACAGGUGUUCACUAGUGAUGCACCAGAGGUCACAGAUCCUGAUGCCCCAACACAGGUGUUCACCAGUGAUGCAACAGAGGUCACAGACCGUGAUGCCCCAAUGCAGGUGUUCUCCAUUAAUGGAACAGAGGUCACAGACCCUGAUGCCCCAACACAGGUGUUCACCAGUGAUGCACCAGAGGGCAUAGAUGAUAUGGAGGAUAAACUUGAUGCUGCAGUCCCCCUUGUGGCCUCAAGUGGCAUCCCAAGAAUUGGUAGUGAUGAGAUCUGUAAGCAAGAGUUGACAGCAAAUGACAAUGUUAAAGAUAUUAUUUCUCUGGAGUCCUCUCAAUUGCCUCAUCGACAUGAAUCUGUCAUUGAUGAUCCUCCAAGUUCACCUUCUCUUCUGUAUGAUGCACCAACUCAGCCAUUCUCAGGUACUCACACUGAUGUUAUUCAACCCAGCAGCAGCAUUAUGGAGGCUUGGGGGCACCUUGAGUCAACUGCCAGCCUGGAAACCAGCACACCCUUUAUAGGACUCACCAGCAAAGAAAAUCUCGAGAAAAGUGAUGCAGCGUCUGAUGUAUCAAAGAGUUUGUUUAAUGAGGAAAAUGAGACAGAUUCUCUCCAUGGUGAGAGAGAAAAUGGUGAGUUUGGUAGCAUGGAGAAAGGUCAUAAAGAUUCAAAGGAGAACUAUCACUCAGAUGAGAGCACAGACAUUGAGGAAUGCAUGCUCAUAGAAUCUGUACCACAAACCACCCACAAAGGUAGAAAAAAAGUACUCUCAUUAAAAAAUGCUGCAAAAAGUGAACAGAGAAAUGAAAUUAUAUCAUCAUGCAAGAAGGGACCAGAACAGUCUGAUAGGCUGAGUAAUAGUGAGUUUGAAGAGAAUGCCAAGAACCGGUCACCAAAAUUGUUUGAUCUACCAUCUGACACUGAUGAUCUUUCACAAAAAGAAGAUAAUAUCCUGUCUUUUCCCACCAACAGAAAAACUAAUGACAAUGAAGAUGAUCUUGUGCAAAAGAGAAAGAAUGUCUUUUCCUCUCCCAUUACCAGGAGAUCCACUAGACUUGUCUCCCAUGAAACCAGCACUCCACAAAAAAAUGGGGAAAGGUUCAGGAGAACUUCCAAAGCCAUUCUUGUCUCCAGUUCUUCAGUGCCUGUCUCUACAGCUCCAAAAUAUAUUCAAACCAAAAUCUCUCUUUCUUCUUCCAUAACCACAACAACAAGCUCUAAUCAUGCCUCUGCCCCUAUCCCUACUUUCCUUACUGCAGAAACUAGAAGCACAACCCAAACUUCCACCACUUCUGCCCCAGCCUCUGUCCCUUUUCCAAACCUUACCAUUUCACCCGUGACUAGAAGACAGACGAGGAGAGGCAAAACUGAGGUAGUGACUUCUUUUUCCACCACUAUUCCAGUUGAGUCUCCAAUAUGUACCAGACAACGUGAUAAGAGAAGCACACUUACAGAUAACGUUCACUCCACCAACACCAUUGUUAAUGCUAUCACCACUCCCAUUUUUACUCCACAUACAAUGUCUGAUAGCACUCUCACUCCUAUAUCUAACUCCAAUGUUAUCAUUGCUACAACACUACAAGACAAGAGAAGAACUCGAUCUCAAAGAGUUUCUGUUCAUUCUCCAAUAAAUACCAGAGGCAAGGAAACAGUGGCACUUAGUGAAAGCAGUGCAUCAUCACAACCAUCCACAUCAGCAGCCACCAAUACCAGCAACAGAUCUGCUAAUAUAAGGAGUAGGAGGAGCAAGCAGGCAACUACAUCAUCUCUGAUCAAAGUGAAACUUGAAUUGGAAGAUAAAGAUGUACAGAUGACCCCCUUGACCACAAUAAAAGAGAAAGAAGAGAUAGUGACAACAAUAGAUGAACGAGAUAUCAAAACAGAACCAAAAGAUGAUCUGCCUCAAGGCAAUCUUCAUGAGGAUAGUGAGCGAUGCAGAAGGACACGCCGAAAACCUAUGAGAUACUCCCCAGAAAGAGAUAUUAGCCUGCCUAGCACAAGUGUAAGAUCUAGAAUGUCUUUGUCUUCAUCAGAGUCUUCAGGCAGUAUACAGAAGAAGAGUACUGGAAAUAUAGCAACAAUUACCACAGAAAACAUUGAGUCAUCAAAAGCCACACUACAGCAGCAGUGUUCCCAGAGGAUUUUGACUUCUGUGCAGACCAGGAAAAUGAAGGGAGCUGUAUCUGUUUCAAAUUCUGUGCAGACCAGGAAAAGGAAGGGAGCUGUAUCUGUUUCAAACCCAGUGAUAAAGGUUAAGAAGGAACCAAAGGAUUCUAGUGAAGAAUAUUCUGAGUCUCCUGUUUCACUUAACACUGUACUGAUUGCCAAGGCACAACCACUGCCAAAGGAAAGCUGUCAAUCAAGAGCCUCCACUAGCAGAGGUGCAAGUCAAACACCACCCAGAACUACAAUGAAAAUUAAAAUGGAAGUUGUAAAACCGGAAAAAAGUGAUGAAGGCCACACUGAAGACUCCCAGAGUAAGAUAGUACAACCAGGAGCCAAACAAAUAAGAAUGUCAGAGUGUAAAAAAGGGGAGGCAACAAAGAGGUUAAGUAGAAAUUCAUUCUCACAGCAAAAGCCCAAAAGAAUCAAACCAGAAGCUUCCUAUUCUGCCUCAUCUUGCCAUAGCAGUGUCUCAUCAAGAGCAACCAGGAGUAAUAAAGAUGUGGAGCUGUGGUCUCCCUCCAGGAAGCAGCGGCAGGCCAGUACCAAACCACGGGUGCUAUUCACUGGUUAUAAUGACCCAGCUGACCUUAAGAUUGUUACAGAUUUGGGGGGCAGGAUGGUGGAGACACCCCUUGAUUGCACUGUGCUGGUGGCCACAGGUGUCAAGCGUACCUGCAAGUUACUUUCUGCUAUUGGCAUGGGGCGCCCAAUUGUAAAUCCUAACUGGUUGACCAUGUCCAAGGCUGCUGGCAACUUUGUUGAUCCAUGGCAGUUCCUCCUUAAAGAUCGUGAAGCUGAAGAAAAGUAUGGGUUUUGUUUAGAGGAUACCAUUAAAUCUGCAUCCAACUUCUUGCUGUUUGAGGGUUUGUCUAUCUAUGCCACACCAUCAGUGCAGCCACCACCAUGCCAAAUGAGAGACAUUGUAGAAUGUGCAGGAGGAGAUUACCUUCCUGCUCCACCAAGAAAGUAUGCUCCACAGAUCCGGAUAAUAUCCUGUCUAGAAGACAAGCAUCUGUGGCCCUCAUUCAAAUCCUUGGGAAUACCAAUCCUUGGAGUUGAAUUCAUCUUGACUGGUCUAUUAAGGCACGAAUUACUUUUAGAGGAUUUUGUGCUUAAUUAAGCCUCAGCUUCUGCUGAUGGUGCUACUAUUUUCUUGUAGUGUCCCCACCUUCAAGAUAAGACUAACUAUUUUACUAUGAGUAAGUAAUACAUUUUAUCAUUCUUUGUAAGUAUAAAGGAUCCUCAUUGUCAUUUUUUCCUUUAUGAUAACUUCAUCAAUUGUCUUGUGUUCUUCAUGAUGAAUUUAUGGAAUAUUGUCAUUUGUAUUUAAUAGACCUAAGCUAUUAAUAAACAUUAUGAUUGCACAUUA